Molecule: messenger RNA, 1764 nt
Organism: Calypte anna (Anna's hummingbird)
Lineage: Eukaryota; Metazoa; Chordata; Aves; Apodiformes; Trochilidae
Gene: PDIA5
Product: protein disulfide isomerase family A member 5
Exons: 17
Coding region: 6-1613 (535 amino acids)
Biological process (GO): protein folding
Cellular component (GO): endoplasmic reticulum
Molecular function (GO): protein disulfide isomerase activity
Source: RefSeq, a predicted model, not a curated record
CGGGGAUGGCUGUGCCGGGGCAGGGCGCGGGGGCUGCGCGGUGCCGCGGGAGGCUCCCGCCGCCGCUGCUGCUGCUGCUGCUGGGCCUGGCGGCAUUGUUGCCAGUGUGCAUGUACUCACUGAAGGUGUCUCCACUCAUAGAAAAAAUAAGUGACCACAAGGAUUUUAAGAAGCUUCUCAGGACACGGAAUAAUGUGCUAGUGCUGUAUUCCAAAUCUGCUGCUGCUGCAGAAAGCUCACUCAGGUUACUGUCCAGCGUGGCCCAGGAGGUGAAGGGACGAGGUACUAUAAGCUGGAUAGACUGUGGUGAUACUGAAAGCCGAAAAUUAUGCAAGAAGAUGAAAGUAGAUCCCAAUUCAAAGGAGAAAGGAGUGGAAUUACUCCAUUAUAAAGAUGGUGCAUUUCAUACUGAAUAUAACAGAGCGGUCACAUUGAAGUCUAUGGUGGCCUUUCUCAAGGAUCCAGAAGGUGCUCCACUGUGGGAGGAGGAUCCUGAAGCCAAAGAUGUUGUGCAUGUUGACAGUGAAAAGGAAUUAAGAAGGCUUCUGAAGAAGGAGGACAAACCCCUUCUGAUGAUGUUCUAUGCCCCAUGGUGUGGUGUUUGUAAGAGAAUGAUGCCAUCCUACCAGCAGGCAGCGACAGAACUGAAGGGUAAAUACGUUCUUGCAGGGAUGAAUGUUUACUCUGCUGAAUUUGAGAGGAUAAAGGAAGAAUACGGUGUCCGGGGAUAUCCUACAAUCUGCUAUUUUGAGAAAGGAAAGUUCCUGUUCCACUUUGAGAACUACGGUGCUACUGCGGCAGAUAUAGCAGAGUGGCUGAAAAACCCACAGGCACCUCAGCCACAGGCUCCAGAAACUCCCUGGGCGGAUGAAGAAAAUGUAGUUUAUCACCUCACUGAUGAGGACUUCGACAAGUUUAUAAAAGAUCAUUCAUCUGUGCUAGUGAUGUUCCAUGCACCAUGGUGUGGGCACUGUAAGAAAAUGAAGCCAGAAUAUGAGAAGGCUGCAGAGUUUCUCCAUGUAGCCAGUGAUAGUCCAGGUGUUCUUGCAGCAGUCGAUGCUACUGUCAACAAGGCAUUGGCAGAAAGAUACCACAUCUCAGGGUUUCCCACUCUGAAGUAUUUUAAGGAUGGGGAGGAGAAAUACACCCUGCCACACCUCAGAACAAAGAAGAAAAUCAUCGACUGGCUGCAAAAUCCUGAAGCACCGCCUCCACCUGAGCCUGCAUGGGAAGAAAAACAGACUAGUGUUAUCCACCUUGCUGGAGAAGACUUCAGGGAGUCCUUGAAAAAGAAGAAGCACACCCUUGUCAUGUUUUAUGCACCAUGGUGUCCCCACUGUAAAAAUGCCAUUCCACAUUUUACAACUGCUGCUGAAGUCUUUAAAGAAGAUCGGAAGAUUGCCUACGCUGCAGUGGACUGUGCCAAAGAACAGAACCACGACCUGUGUAAGCAGGAGGGGGUGGAUGGCUACCCCACCUUCAACUAUUACAACUACGGGAAAUUUGUGGAAAAAUAUACUGGAGAGAGAGGGGAGUCUGGAUUCACCACCUUCAUGCGAACCUUGAGAGAAAGAGACCAUGAAAGAGUAGGGAAGAGGAAGGAUGAGUUGUAGUUUCUGCCUCAGAAGAAGCUUUCCGCUGCACUGUGAAUGGUUCCAGGUCUUUUGUUAAUGAACCUGAGACUUCACAUAUUCUCAAGACAGAGACUUUUUUUUUUAUAAACAGCCAUGGCCAUUUUGUACAAUUUUGAAAUAAAAUGAAACC